CCCCCCAGGGUACUAUUUCCGGGCGGGCACGGGGGGCGGCAAGAACAUGUGGCACAUCUACCUGCCGGGCGGCGCGUGGUGUGGCUCUGCCGCCCAGUGCGUGGCCAGGAGCAAGACGCUUUUCGGGACCAGCACGCUGUAUCCUGCCGACCCUGAACCCGGCGCGGCCCUCCGUCCCCCUUUCAACGGCAUGCUCAGCAGCAACAGCAGCAUCAACCCGCCCUUCUACAACUGGAACCUCGUCCGCCUCCUCUAUUGUGACGGCGGGGGCUAUGCGGGCACAGCGGGAAGGGUGGAUGUUGGUAACGGCACGGUGCUUUACCUGGAUGGGUGGAAGAUUGUUCAAGCUGUGAUAGAGGAUCUGAAAUCCAAGCGGGGAAUCAAAUCUGCAGCGCAGAUUCUCCUGUCGGGCAGCUCAGCGGGCGGCCAAGCAGUCGUGGCUCUCUGCGAUCGCAUCGCUGCCGCCUUCCCCUGGGCGGCAACCAAAUGCAUCUCCGACUCGGGCUUCUUUAUUGACUCCAAGGAUAGAGUGGGUGGGUACACGUGGCGCACCGCUGUGAAGAGCAUUGUAGCUCUGCACAAGCCCAGCUGGCCGGCUUGCCAGGAUGAGGCUGCUGCUGUCCCUUACUGUCCCUUACUGUCCAGAGGCUGCUGCUGUCCCUUACUGUCCCUUACUGUCCAGAGGCUGCUGCUGUCCCUUACUGUCCCUUACUGUCCAGAGGCUGCUGCUGUCCCUUACUGUCCCUUACUGUCCAGAGGCUGCUGCUGUCCCUUACUGUCCCUUACUGUCCAGAGGCUGCUGCUGUCCCUUACUGUCCCUUACUGUCCAGAGGCUGCUGCUGUCCCUUACUGUCCCUUACUGUCCAGAGGCUGCUGCUGUCCCUUACUGUCCCUUACUGUCCAGAGGCUGCUGCUGUCCCUUACUGUCCCUUACUGUCCAGAGGCUGCUGCUGUCCCUUACUGUCCCUUACUGUCCAGAGGCUGCUGCUGUCCCUUACUGUCCCUUACUGUCCAGAGGCUGCUGCUGUCCCUUACUGUCCCUUACUGUCCAGAGGCUGCUGCUGUCCCUUACUAUCCAGAGGCUGCUGCUGUCCCUUACUAUCCAGAGGCCUCUCUAUGCAUUGCCCAAUCCCGUCCUCCCUCUCUCUCAACCCUCCCCUCUUCUUCAUCCCCGCCAGGCUUACCAGAGGCCGACCAAUGGAAAUCGGCGGGCUGUUACCGUGGAACAGUACUUAUGCAUGGGCGUGCUUAG
Molecule: messenger RNA, 1252 nt
Organism: Closterium sp. Naga37s-1
Lineage: Eukaryota; Viridiplantae; Streptophyta; Zygnematophyceae; Desmidiales; Closteriaceae
Source: the annotation of a GenBank genome assembly